AUGCUUGAAACACUACGAAAUCCGGAAAGUAGCGCAAGCGCAAAUCAUAGUAGCGCGAAGCUUUGCGACCGUCAGUAUACAUCAGUCAUUCGUAUCGCGAUAAUAGAGAGCCCAUCCCAUUAUUCUGAUGCUAACAACAAACCCGAGCUUCACAACCGAAAUUUUAAAAAUGAUCUUCAAGUCAGCAUGCAAUUAAACGUCUGGACCUUGAAGCCGAUCGGCACUUGGCCGAAGUCUUUAGGACACUCCUGGUUCGAGACACUGUGGUACAGAGUGUCGAAUAUAACCUGCAAUAGACUACUAGCCUUAAUUUUGAUCCCCUGCGGCAUGUACAUCGUCUUGGAGAUCAAGGACUUUUACAGCCAGCUAAAGCUCGGCAGUGCUUUAAGUUUCUUUAUGACGGCCGUGAUAAAGUACUGUGCCUUAAUUCUACGCGAGGACAACAUCCGCAGGUGCGUUGAGUACAUCGCGGGCGACUGGAAAAACGUGAAACAUACGGAGGACCGAAAAAUCAUGUUGAAGAAUGCGAAUUUUGGUCGUCGGCUGGUGGUUAUCUGCGGUAUCUUCAUGUACGGCGGCGUCCUAUUUUAUUACGUGGCGGUGCCGCUCACACGCGCCAAGAUCGUUGAAGAGGAUGGAAAUCUGACUUACCGCAGAUUGGUGUACCCGGUGCCUAAAGUGCUUGCUGACGCUCGUCGAAGUCCCAUUAACAAAAUCUUUUAUUUCAUCCAGCUAUUGUCUGGCUUCGUUGCCCAUAACAUCACGGUGGCAGCGUGCGGUUUGGCAGCUCUUCUCGCAAUGCACGCUUGCGGACAGUUGCAGGUGCUCAUGUCUUGGCUGAACUAUUUGGUCGACGGUCGAGAGGAUAUUAAUGACACUAUGGACGAGAAAUUGGCAAAUAUCAUUGAACUACAUGUACGCAUUUUAAACUUCAUUGCGCUAAUCGAGGAAUUGCUACACGAACUAUCCCUCAUAGAAGUUGUGGGAUGUACUCUGAACAUAUGUUUUCUUGGUUAUUAUUAUAUGACGGUCUAUAUUAAA
Linepithema humile (Argentine ant) is the source of this 1041-nucleotide messenger RNA. NCBI's taxonomy places the organism in Eukaryota, Metazoa, Arthropoda, Insecta, Hymenoptera, Formicidae. The record is from RefSeq and is a predicted model, not a curated record.